AUGAAUUUACUUGGCAAUCUAUUCCACAAGGAAUCGCAUCAGCACAAGCAAGCAUAUGACUUUGGUGAGGUCCUCGGUCAGGGCGGGUUCGGUGUCGUGAGCCAAGCGCAUGACAAGGAAACCGACAGAGACGUGGCUAUCAAGAAGGUACCCAAGAAGAGUAUCAAGAAUAGGGACGCCUACAGACGACUUAUCACAUUCAUGCGCGACAACAUGGACCACCCAAACACUAUCAACUUGAUAAGCUUUUUCUCGAGUUCGACGAGCUAUUAUUUGGUGUUCGAGUUGGCGUCCGGGGGAGAUUUGAUAGAUAGGCUUAAUUCAGCUGGCGGUCAUCUCAGCGAGGAUGAAGCGAGGCAGGCAGUAACGGCUAUUCUCAAGGCAACUAGCUAUCUGCAUGCACGCAAUGUGUUGCAUAGGGAUAUUAAACUCGACAACUACCUCUACAGAAGCAAAGAUGCACCAGCUGGUGAAGUCAUUCUCAUCGAUUUCGGCCAGGCUGUACUGCUCCCGUCGCACGAUGUAAAGCUGCUCGAACCUUGCGGGAGUCCAACGUACAUUGCACCUGAAAUAUACAACUUCAGGGGAUACUCAUUCCCGGCUGAUAUGUGGGCUAUUGGAGUUAUAACUUUCAAUGUUCUCUCGGGACGCUCGCUGUACACCUCAGCGAACCCUCAAAUAAUAGAGAAUGAGACUAAGCAGUUCACUGAUGUCAAGUUCAAUGACUUGUUUUGGCAUGAUGUGUCGGGAGACGCAAAGGACUUUAUUCAACGUCUGCUGAAACCGAAUCCGAAUGAGAGAAUGACAGUGGAUGAAGCGUUGCAGCAUGGGUGGAUUAGGCACGAGGGGGUAUCGCAGAUAGCGCCUAAGAAGGCGUCACUCGCUCUCGAUGCACAUGUGCCUAUAGCAAGAGCGGAGAAGGUGGAGACAUUGAGACUGAACGAGGGACAGAAGCCAAAUGAGCUGCUCGAAUUGGAUGGGAGUAGCUCGGGAGAUGCUACACCAAGACAUCCACAGUCAGGAAGCGCUACACCGGUCCCACAAGAUGCCAAAGCGGUGAGGGAGAGAGAUAAGGGGGAUAAGAUAAUGCUGCCUGGGAACCUCUACAGGAAGUUGAGUAGGGUGGUUGGUGAGGAAGUUGAGAGUUGA
Molecule: messenger RNA, 1149 nt
Organism: Wallemia ichthyophaga EXF-994
Lineage: Eukaryota; Fungi; Basidiomycota; Wallemiomycetes; Wallemiales; Wallemiaceae
Product: Calcium/calmodulin-dependent protein kinase
Exons: 5
Coding region: 1-1149 (382 amino acids)
Biological process (GO): cellular response to oxidative stress; protein phosphorylation
Molecular function (GO): calcium/calmodulin-dependent protein kinase activity; ATP binding
Source: RefSeq, a predicted model, not a curated record